CUGUUCCAAGCCGGGCUCCCGCCCUACCUCGUCUACCUGUGGUUCCUCGGCGCACCGGAGACGCGCGCGCCGGAGGCGUCAAACUUCGGCGCGCGGUUCCUCCUCGCGUUCGUCUUGGCCACGAUCCCCGCGGGCGUCGUCGCGAAGACGACGUACGGCGACGUCCUCGCCAACGUGGACGUCUUGCACGGCGCGAGCGAGAGCUUGCUGACGUGCAGCAACUUUUUGUUCGCGUUCGGGUUCGCGACCGCCAUC
Molecule: messenger RNA, 255 nt
Organism: Micromonas pusilla CCMP1545
Lineage: Eukaryota; Viridiplantae; Chlorophyta; Mamiellophyceae; Mamiellales; Mamiellaceae
Exons: 1
Source: RefSeq, a predicted model, not a curated record